UUGCCGCUGCUUUCUGCUUUUGCAAUUCUCCCAAAACCAUGUUCUCCAAUCACUACACAACAUCACACAACUCCCACUCCCCAAUCCUCAUCCUCUCUUUUUAUCUCUCUCCCACCACCACCAACCACCACCAGGCACCACCCAACUCUCCGGCCGGUCUCAAUUUCCUCAUAAGUCAUAACCAUCAUCAUUAAUGAUAAACCCCUUUUUAACAAACCCAAUUCAAAACAUGAACAACCCAUCUUUUCUCUAACCAUUUUCCACUUUCUAUCCACAGCCCCACCCACUCUUUCUCAAAUUCUUCAAUCCCAAAAAAAAAAUGGAUAUCCAAACAGUAGAUGAAAAACACCAACACAUAGACGGAACCACCAUCCGAAACAUGGUGUUUGGGAAGUACGAAAUGGGUAGACUAUUAGGGCAAGGCACCUUCGCCAAGGUCUACUACGCCAAGAACAUCAUCACCGGCGAGAGCGUCGCAAUCAAAGUCAUCAACAAAGACAUGGUGAUGAAAGAAGGCAUGAUGGACCAAAUCAAGCGCGAGAUCGCCGUCAUGCGCUUGGUCCGACACCCCAACAUCGUCGAAAUGAAGGAGGUCAUGGCCACCAAGCACAAGAUCUUUUUCGUCAUGGAGUACAUCAAAGGCGGCGAACUCUUCGCCAAAGUCCUCAAAGGCAAACUCAGAGAAGACUCUGCUCGGAAAUACUUCCAGCAACUCAUCAGCGCCGUCGAUUUCUGCCACAGCCGCGGCGUCUACCACCGCGACCUCAAGCCGGAGAACUUACUCCUCGACGACAACGAGAACCUCAAGGUCUCCGAUUUCGGCCUCUCCGCCUUGCCGGAGCAGUGUAGGCAUGAUGGGUUGCUUCACACCCAGUGUGGGACUCCGGCGUAUGUUGCGCCGGAGGUUCUGAGGAAGAAAGGGUACGACGGUGCCAAGGCGGAUUUAUGGUCUUGUGGGGUGGUUCUGUAUGUUCUGCUCGCAGGGUUUCUUCCAUUUCAGGAGGAGAAUGUGAUGAAGAUGUAUCGGAAGGUGUUCAAAGCUGAAUUCGUAUUUCCACCAUGGUUUUCGAGUGAUGCGAAGAGGUUGAUUUCGAAGCUCUUGGUGGCUGAUCCUGAGAAGAGGAUUUCAAUUUCGGGAAUUACACGAGUCCCUUGGUUUCAAAAGGGUUUCACGAGACCCAUCGCUUUUCCGAUUCAUGAACCAGUUUCAGACAACUUCAGUGUGAUUGGAGAACACAACAGAGCAGAGAUUGAGAUGGUGAGAUCGAAAUCGUCACCGCCUUUUUACAAUGCGUUUGAGUUCAUAUCGUCGAUGUCAUCCGGGUUCGAUCUGUCCAGCCUCUUCGAGAGUCAGAGGAAAUCCGGGUCGAUGUUCACGUCAAAAUGCUCGGCGUCGGCGAUCAUGACGAAGCUGGAGGCGGUGGCGAAGAAGCUGAAAUUUAAGGUGAUUAGCGUGAAGGAGUUCAAGGUAAAGAUGCAGGGGACUAGUGAGGGUCGGAAGGGGAAGUUGUCGGUGGCGGCGGAGGUGUUCGAGGUGGCGCCGGAGGUUGCGGUGGUAGAAUUCUCCAAGUCCUCCGGCGACACGCUCGAGUACAAAAAGUUUUGCGAGGAGGAUGUUAGACCCGCGUUAAACGACAUCGUUUGGAGUUGGCAAGGUGAAGAUAACAGUCAACACUGCUAAGCUCCGGGUCAGUGGGUCAAUUAGGACAAAACCCAAAUCUAAAACCCUAAUCGAAAGAGUAUUAACCUAAUUUUGUACGAAUAUAUAUGGUAAUGUUAUUUGUUUGUUUGUUUUUUUGUUUUUGUUUUUGUUUUUCUGUUUCGGGUUUUGUUUUUCCGAAGUAAUUUGACUUUGUUGUAUAGGGUUUUGAAUUUUUAAAUGUAUAUUUGGAUUUUCCCAAUAUAUAGUAGUAUAGUAAUAUAAUUUGAAAGGUAAUGGUGGUUUUAUUUAUAUAUACCAUUUGCCUUUUUUGGUGGUAA
Molecule: messenger RNA, 1980 nt
Organism: Cornus florida
Lineage: Eukaryota; Viridiplantae; Streptophyta; Magnoliopsida; Cornales; Cornaceae
Product: CBL-interacting serine/threonine-protein kinase 5-like
Exons: 1
Coding region: 320-1681 (453 amino acids)
Biological process (GO): signal transduction; protein phosphorylation
Molecular function (GO): protein kinase activity; ATP binding
Source: RefSeq, a predicted model, not a curated record